Thyridium curvatum is the source of this 2505-nucleotide messenger RNA. RefSeq lists its product as uncharacterized. The record is from RefSeq and is a predicted model, not a curated record. The coding region runs from base 1 to 2505 and encodes 834 amino acids. The transcript has a single exon. NCBI's taxonomy places the organism in Eukaryota, Fungi, Ascomycota, Sordariomycetes, Thyridiales, Thyridiaceae.
AUGGGCAACGCUCCGCCAGCGUCAAUAAAGCCCGGCAUGGCCGACUCCCUGGCCCUCCUUCCCGAGGCGGGCGUCAGGGAGCUCGCCGCUCUGCUGUGCCUCCCGCAGGAGCAUAUCGAGCCUUGCCUUAAGGGCCGGAAACGCCAGGCAAGCAACAAGACCGUCCCGCUACCGUUGUCUCCGCAGACACAGACGGUAUUUUCUUCUGGAGGACCCCCGAGCACCUACCCCCCUUCGUCUCCCGCCACCACUAACACACACACACAUGAUCACCACGCCGUGCGCCGCAUCAGGCCUUCGGCAGAGUGGCUCGCGUCUCAGAGACGCGCUCUUCACCCCCCGGACAUAGACGUCUCGAGCUCCUUCCACCCCGAGUCUGACGGUGAGGACUCGGACGACGAGGAGACCGAGUACGACGGCGAAGCCGUCUCCUCCACCGCGGCUCCUCCCUCUUCCUCCGCCAGCGGCGACAGCACGGCGCACGUGCGCCGCCCGGGCGGGCUCAGGGGCCUGCGCAUGAGCUUCCUCGAGGGCGCGCGCCGCGCGCUCCUCGGCUACCAGCCCGUGAAGCUGUGCGGCGCGCACGGCAGGCUGAACCCGCGGCUCGUGCGCGACGUCUUCGUCGCGCUGAGCCUCGAGGCCACGCUCCGGGCGGACGGGGUGCGGGCGCACUACGACGACCGGGCCGGGUUCGGGUACCGCAGCGGCAGCAAGGCGCGCGUCGUGGCUGCGCCGCCGUAUCGCCGCCCUCCUCCUUCUGGUGGUGAAAGUGAUGAAGGCGAGGACGAAGAUGAAGAUGAAGAAGACGUAGAAGAUACGGGCGAGUGGGCGGGCGUGGCCUCGCGCGCCGUGCGGGACUGGGGGGACCGGCUCAUGGGCCUCGCGAGCCUGUGGUGCGAGCCCCGGGCCUUUGACAAGGCGGCCGGCCGGGUCUUCCCUGCGGCGUGGCGCUGCGGCCGCCUCGAGUCCGGGUGCAUGGCGUGCAUGAUUGCUGUGGUGGGCGGGCGGCGCGACGCGCUGGUCGAUCUGCGGGCGGGCAUGCUGGCCCGGCGGCGGGAGGGCGGCGGCGGCGGGCGGGGCGGCGGGCGGCUGCUGCUUCUGCCGCUCGUGGAGGCGUGGAUCGACGGCUAUGACGCCGCGUGUACGGCGGCGGCGGCGACGGUGGUGGUGGGGACCGGCGGCGAGGAGGAGGAGGUGGAGGAGGAGGAGGUCGAUGCGGCUGUAGCUGCGAGGUCGGAGAGCGCGUGGCUUGCUGGGGAGAUCCGCAUCGUGCGGGACUACCAGAAGGCUGUCAAGGCGAGGAACGGCCCGCCCGUGGUGAAGACUAUACCCGUCCGGACGAGGGAGGGGUUUCGCGUGCCCAUGGCGCGGAGAGGGCGGAGGAGGCGCGGGGAUGAGAGGCGGGUCGGUUUUGCUGGUGGUGAUGGUGGUGAUGGUGUUGAUACAGCUGGUGAGGACCGGCGGUCGUUUGUGCGGAGGAGGCCUGAGGAGGAAGGAGGUCGCCGUGAGUAUCUCCGGCCCGUGGAGCACCAGUAUGGUAGUCCCCGCCGCCACCACCCACAGAGGGUGAGACAGUGGUCAACUACCACCGCCACCACGCUCGCCGAGUACAAGGUGCGGAGCUGGAACACCUCGCAAGGCCAAGACGAGGGAAGCGACGACGAGGAGCAAGAUGUAGGGACGCCAGUCCAAGCAGAGGAAAUCGCUCGGCGCGCCACCAUCUUCGCCGAGCUGGAAGAGCAAGCCGAGCGCCAGGAGUACGAGCACGAGGGACGACACGUCCGGCGCUCGGCCACCCGCCCUGGCACGACGGCCACCACCAUGCCGCUCCCGCACAGGACGACGCAAGUGUCCUCUCCCACGCCGUCGCGCAGCACACGCCGCAGCAGCUCCAAGACCGACCACGGCACGUGGACGUCGGCCGUCUCGCCGACGGUCUUCCAGUACGAGGUCCCGCCGAGCGUCCUCCUGCCGUACCAGGUCCCGGCGACGCCGCCCCCGCCGUCGUCGUCGUCUCCGGCCCAGAAGGAGCCGCCCGCCUCCACGCCGGCCAUGGCCAGCAGCGUCUACUCCAACGACUGGCCCGCCAUGCCGCACGCCCCGCCCGCGCCGAGCACUGUCCUCUCUCCGAUCCUGGCCUCGCCCAGGACGCCGCGGACUGGAGCGGCGGCCUCUGGUUCACGCCCUCUCACCACGCCCCCGCGUGCGCCGCGCAUGGCCCGUCGUUUUCACGACGUCGAGGCGAUGGAGCGGGUGGACGUCAUGCCUAGCCCGACGCCCCUUCGGAAGCGCCAUCUGGCACAGAGGGACAUACCCGUGGCCGAGGGUGAGUGGGACAGGUCGACGGUGCUGCCGGAAGAUUCCAUCAGCUGCGUACUCGGUCGGCGGCAUGCAGGAGGAGGAGGAGGAAGAGGGGGAGGUGCGGGGGGAGGCAAACGACACAAGAAGGGUAAGCAUCCUUCUGGGAAGCACUCCUCUGGCAAGCAUUCUUCUGGUAAAAAGUGA